ACUUUCCUCGAACAAGGUUCCGCCAACCGUCGCAAUGCUGUUGAUGUUCUUGGUGGCCUAUCACCCUACCAACCGUCGUUGGAAUGAUCAUCCAUCACAAUAUGGCCACAGGCGGAUCACUGUGCCCGUCUGGGUAAGAUCUCCGACCCGAAUUUGAUGGUCUAAGACUUGACAACCAGAGAUAAAAGUCGGCCCGAAGGAUCCGGCGAGAGGCGGCCCCCAAAAGGCGAGUGCUUCACCGAUAACAAUUUUUCUUUAUCUUUUGCAGAUCAUUUGCAGAGGACUCGAGCCUGGCAAUCCCCCAAGCAUGCUACACCUCUUAGAUCGCGACACCUCACGUGUACAUUUGCAUGCCAAAUAGAGCUCGGUGUGCGCAAGUCAAUCGCGCACGCGACGUUGCGCAUAACGACCGACGAUUAUCUCCGUAGCUCGCGACCACGCGCGUCUUGCGAUCAACAGAGACCAGGACUAUGGACAUCUCGGCACAAGACCGUGAAGCUCUCCCUGCCGAACCACAAUUUUGGAUUCCUGGAACAGUGCAGCUUCUCAAAAAGAACUCCGAUGGCAGUGGGAAGCUGACGGAAGAAAUCAAACUUAACCCAACGCCGACGACCAGCCCGAAUGACCCAUUGAAUUGGUCGCCCUUGCGCAAAUAUUGGCAUGCGGCCCUCAUCCUGUUUAUUGUCGGCCUGACCGCUGCGACGUCUAACGAUGCCGGAUCCGCUGGAGAUGCGAUCGAUGCGGAACUCGGAAUCGAUUAUUCUGUGCAGAAUACAGCCGCUGGCGUGCUCUUCGUUGCAAUCGGCUACUGGGCGCUCCUAGCUAGCCCGAUGCCAUGGCUUUACGGACGCAGACUGCAGUACAUACUUUGCUUGAUAUUUUCGCUCGUCGGAGCCAUCUGGUUCUCCAAAUUACAGAGUUCGGGCGAUCUCAUCGCCGGCCAACUUUUCGUCGGCGCCUCACAAUCGUGUGCCGAAGCCCUUGCUCAGCUUUCCCUGUCUGAUCUCUUCUUUCAACAUCGACGCGGGACUGUUCUAGGUCUUUACAUUCUGGCAACAUCCGUCGGAACGUUUCUGGGUCCUCUGGUUGGUGGCUUUAUAUCAGUGACGGAUUGGCGAUGGGUCGGCUGGGGUGCUGUCAUCGUGUCGGCGGUCACCCUCGUCGUGUUCUACUUUGGCCUCGAAGAGACGACAUUCAACCGAGAGAUCUUCUUGGGUCGACGCUUAGAAGGCGAAUCGAACACAAAUUCACACACGUCUGUGCCUGAUGGAGAUGAGAAGCCAAAGGGUAUUUCUAGCGGGUCCACAACGAAUGUCAUUUCAGAGUCCUCGCAUAUCGCGAACGUUCCGUACACAUCAGUCGAAGAUCCACCAAAGAGCUAUCGCCAAAGGAUUGCGCUCAUCACGCGCAGUCCAAACACAAGAGGCCUCGGCUUCAAACAGUACUUUAUGCGCAUCUGGCAUACGUUGCGGAUCUUUGCAUUCCCGGCCGUGCUCUUUUCUGGCCUACAGUGGGGUGCACAGGACGCCUGGUUGAGUUUCUAUAUCACUACCCAGGACACCAGCUACUACGAUGACCCCUACAACUAUGGCGACGAAGCAGUGGCGAUCAUGAAUGUGCCCACCUUGAUCGGUGCUGUCAUCGGUUGUAUUUAUGGCGGAUGGUUCAGCGAUAUUUUCGUGAAGUGGUGCGCUAGACGUAGAGGAGGCGUCAGCGAAGCAGAGGAUCGCUUGUGGCUCUUGCUGGCUUCGGCGGUGAUCAACCCAGCUGGUCUCAUGCUUUUCGGGAUCGGGACAGCUAACGGACUCGACUGGCCAGCGACAUAUGUCGGCCUGGGAUUCAUAGGCUUCGGCUGGGGAUGUAGUGGCGAUCUGGCACUCGCCUAUUUGAUGGACGUUUAUCCAGACAUGGUGCUUGAAGGCAUGGUGGGUGUCGCCGUGAUCAACAACAGCCUCGCCUGCAUCUUCACAUUCGUCUGCAGCAUCUGGCUCGACAACUCUGGGACUGCAAAUACCUUCAUUGCCAUUGGAGUGCUAUCGGCGUUCUUUCAGCUGCUUACUAUUCCCAUGUUGAUCUGGGGCAAGGAUUUCCGGCGCUGGACGCUCCCUGGCUACACGAAGUUCUUGUACUUGCGGGAUGGAAUGUGAUAUGUCCUGGACGUUUGUAAAACACAUGAUGCAGCGAUUCUCAUGUGGAGUUGAUCAUGUUUGAUGUUAUCAUGAAUAUAGAUACUGCCCUGGACAAAACAACAAUAUAUAUACAUAUAUAUAUUGGCACGUGCCGAU
Messenger RNA from Dissoconium aciculare CBS 342.82, 2285 nucleotides. Its product is annotated as MFS general substrate transporter. NCBI's taxonomy places the organism in Eukaryota, Fungi, Ascomycota, Dothideomycetes, Mycosphaerellales, Dissoconiaceae. The record is from RefSeq and is a predicted model, not a curated record. Gene Ontology annotation, biological process: transmembrane transport. Bases 471 to 2147 code for a protein of 558 amino acids. The transcript has 2 exons. Gene Ontology annotation, molecular function: transmembrane transporter activity.